AUGUCUAGACGCAAGUCAAAGGCUAGACCUUGGAAUAAGAACAAACGAAAUGUCCCUGGCAACAUUCCUGUCAACUCGACUACUGACACAAACUCCGAAUGGAACACAAACGCUGGGUGGACCCAGACCACCAAAGCCAACUAUCAACAUGUUCAUGAACCUCUCAUGGAGGUGACUCCUAUCUGUAAGCCUGAGUAUCGAGGACCCUAUGGCCCCAAGGAGUCUCGAGAGCGCCUGGAGUCGAAAGGCUACCAUCCCUUGAUCACUAGCAUGACCAAGGAAGAGGUCGAGGCCUCUUACGGCGAGAAACGUAAGAAAAGUCUUGAUAAGCCAAGCUACUCGAAAUAUAUCCAUGGGAAGAAAGAACAAGGCUUCGAGGGUCGUUACACUUCCGACAAGAAUCUGCUCAUCAAGGCAACCGAGUCCUCCUUUGAGAGCAAGGAUGAGACCACCGAACUCAUCAAGGAAGUUUUCAAUGGGACACACCCCCAAGGUCUUCUGAUUGCACAGCAUCUUGCUUCGCUCGGCAUCAAGCAGCUUGAGAAGCUUGCUCUCACUCGCCCACGAGAAUGGGAUACCCUUUCCAAGGGUAUGGCCAUUUGGGAUUUCACUACCAACAAGUUCCAUGGCGAACCCUCAGGCCACGUUUUCUUGUGUCUUUUCCCAAAGAUUUCUCAGGGAGCUUUCAGCAAGUCGCCUGCUCAUGAGGAAUCGCGAGAACAGGAAGUACUUGCUCGGGAGAAUAUCAUCAGGAUGAUCAGGUGGAUUUUCGCCCAAUGUGGUCCUACAGAGCUACCCGCUUGGCAUCUGGAAGAAAAAAUCAAGAUGCAAACCGAGGGGCCGAGUCCUGAAGUCCUGCGCUGUCUCACCACAGGCACAAAGCCACCACCGGUUGUGGUCAACAUGACUAGAUCCAUCCAAGACAUCAGUGAACUCCGCCACAUGAUGGGAGAUCAUGUCGACCAACCCGAGCAUCUCGACUAUUACAUUUCCAAGCAAGUCGCACUGAAGAACAUGUUCGGCCUACUCACAAACAUCUUCAACAGAAGAACAAACAUUCGCGUUCUUCACUUUCAGAAAACGCCGCUUCUUGACCGACGACUGGUGGCCUGCAUCUUGCGUGCUUGUCCCCAUAUCACCACACUUGGCAUCUAUCAAUGCCCCCUGAUUCACUUCGGGGAUGUCAUCUGCCUUUUGGAUCUUAUCCAUGAGGUCAAUUUGGACCGCGGUAGACAGAGCUUGCCACUGGUAGAAGCCUUGGACUUUUACCCUCUAUACCAUGCUGGCAUGCCCUUCAAGGUACCCCCUAGCGAAAGACUCUCCAAGGCGGAGAUGGACCGUGGUAUGGAGCCCGAGACAAGGGAAUUCCAUGGAUACGGCAUCACUUGGACCUACAUGCCCAACGAGGUCCUUCAGCGAGGCGUUUUUGCAAUCCUCUUGAAAGCUGUUCUAAAGGCUCGCAAGAUGGGCAUCCGUCUUCUGAUGGAUAAAGACGCAGCCUUCAUGAGGUACCUCUCGGAUGUUCCCAUGCUACCCGGUAUCAUUUUCCAAUUCCUAGACGGGUUGUACCGCUAUCUUGAUCUCAAAGAGGCUGGAUCCGAAGACAACACCGCCAUGAAAAGAGCGAAGUACGACAUGAUCCUGGCCGUACGCACCGGCCUACAGUCACCGUAUCGCAACACUUUCGACCCCUCCGACGACGUUACCCGACAGGUCACCUCACUCUUUUGCCGUUCAUGUGGGUAUGAAAUGUUGGAUAUUUUCUUCUGCAACCAGCAAAUGCGAUUGCCAGCUCAUCGACGAACCUGCGCUGGAUGUGACUUCCAGGCUUGCCUCGACAAACAGAGCGAUCAUCUAAAGCAUCAUGAGUUAAAAUUGAUGGGACUUUUCUUAGAGACGGACUGGGACCCCAAGGGUUUCAACAUUGAUGCUCCGGUCCAUGACGAUGGCCAAGAACUUCUUUCUUUGCACACCCGAGAAACCACACGCGACCCGCCCCCUCCGAGGGUGCACCUCCCAAAUGGUGAAUUCGACCAGCCGUCGUACCAAGAGCAACUUGUCUGCGAGCAUAAGCAAAACAACGACUGUCUCCAGGGCCUGCCCACUCUUCAGGGCUUGCUCCUACAAAAGAACGCCGAGAAGGAGAAGGCAAAAAACCGGGCUCUCCACAUUGAUGCAUGCCGAGCCCUGUCGAUCAUCAUGAAUCUCCGCGACCUCGAGCUUGCUGAGCACGAGAACAAUCACGGUGUCGGUGGUCAUUUUUGUGAAGGGCAGGGCUGGCGUCCUCUCUCCAGAGGCUUCAGAAUGAAAGGUGUAAGCCACACAUUCGAGUCAGCCACGAAGGCGGCCGAAGACCUCAAGAUGAGGGCCGACAUUGCAGAAGGUCGACGAUCGGAGCAGGAGGCUGCGGGAUUUUGGUGA
This is a messenger RNA of Fusarium redolens, 2421 nucleotides long. RefSeq lists its product as uncharacterized. Bases 1 to 2421 code for a protein of 806 amino acids. The record is from RefSeq and is a predicted model, not a curated record. The transcript has 2 exons. Lineage: Eukaryota; Fungi; Ascomycota; Sordariomycetes; Hypocreales; Nectriaceae.